CAUUCCGGUUUUGAGGACAGUUCCCCAAAAUCCGGUUCCGUUUCCAGCUUCUUUCUCGCUCUUCUUAGACGGUAGUGUUAUUUUGUCGGCGUGGAAGCUUACCGUGGUGAUAAUAAAACAGCACCGCUUUCAUCAGAAAGUGUGUUUUUUUAUGUGUGUGCGUGGCGUUGAAUUGAGCAAACAGUGAAAGGGAAAAGCAAGCCAUUCCAACCGGCUACUGUGCGUGCCAAGAGUGUGGGUGUGAGAGUGCGACAGUGAGUGUGCGAGAAGAAAAAGGUGAAUUUUAAUCAAAGCCAUCGUCAACAACCCCAGAAGAAACAAGAAACCAUCAAGUGUCUGGUGCGAAACCAUUGACAACAAAGCUAUCACAACCCGCCCCAGCAUCAGCGCCUCAGACGCUUGAUCCCCAGAGUGUGCUGCAGCAGCAUUAUCAGCAUCAUCAGCAACACCAGCAGCAGCAGAAGAACAAUCGACAAUAAUGGCAGAGGACUUGCGGGACCGCAACGACCCGGAGUUGAAGUAUCUUUCCGUCGAGCGAAACUCGUUCAACGAUCCGGCCACGCAGGCGGAAUGGACACAGAAGCGGCUCGUCUGGGUGCCGCACGAAUCACAGGGCUUCGUCGCUGCCAGCAUCAAGGGCGAGCGCGGCGAUGAGGUCGAGGUCGAGCUGGCCGAAACCGGCAAACGCGUGCUGGUACUUAAGGAUGACAUCCAGAAAAUGAACCCGCCCAAAUUCGACAAAGUCGAAGAUAUGGCCGAGCUGACGUGCCUGAACGAAGCCUCCGUCCUUCACAACAUCAAGGACCGAUACUACUCCGGUUUGAUAUACACCUACUCCGGCCUUUUCUGCGUGGUGGUUAACCCGUACAAGAAGCUGCCCAUCUACACCGAGAAGAUCAUGGAGAAGUACAAAGGCAUCAAACGGCACGAGGUGCCGCCACACGUCUUUGCGAUCACAGACACCGCGUAUAGAUCGAUGCUUCAGGAUCGUGAGGACCAGUCCAUCCUGUGUACCGGCGAGUCGGGUGCUGGUAAAACCGAGAACACAAAGAAAGUUAUCCAGUAUUUAGCCUACGUGGCGGCAUCGAAACCGAAAGGAUCCGUAGCGGCCCCAACACCAGCACUUAUCAUCGGUGGCCAUCAUACGAGUUUAUCGGGUGAGCUAGAACAACAGCUGCUUCAAGCAAAUCCCAUUCUAGAAGCGUUCGGUAACGCCAAGACGGUGAAAAACGAUAACUCGUCUCGCUUCGGUAAAUUCAUUCGGAUAAACUUUGACGCCUCGGGCUUCAUCUCUGGCGCCAACAUCGAGACGUAUCUGCUGGAGAAGUCACGUGCCAUUCGCCAGGCGAAGGACGAGCGUACAUUCCACAUUUUCUACCAGCUGUUGGCGGGUGCGUCGCCCGAACAACGUCAGCGCUUUAUCCUGGACGAUGUGAAGACGUACCCGUUCCUGUCGAACGGUGGGCUGCCGGUACCCGGCGUUGACGAUUAUGCCGAGUUCCAAGCGACGGUUAAGAGCAUGAACAUAAUGGGCAUGACGGCGGAUGACUUCAACUCGAUCUUCCGCAUUGUGAGUGCCGUGCUGCUGUUUGGCUCGAUGACAUUCAAGCAGGAACGCAGCUCCGAUCAGGCUACGCUACCGGACAACACGGUCGCCCAGAAGAUCGCGCAUUUGCUGGGGCUGAGUGUAACGGACAUGACGAAGGCAUUCCUAACGCCGCGUAUCAAGGUCGGCCGGGACUUUGUGACCAAGGCUCAGACGAAAGAGCAGGUCGAGUUCGCGGUGGAGGCCAUCGCAAAGGCGUGCUAUGAGAAGAUGUUCAAGUGGUUGGUGAACCGUAUUAACCGUUCGCUGGAUCGCACCAAACGCCAGGGUGCGUCGUUCAUCGGCAUCCUCGAUAUGGCCGGCUUUGAGAUCUUCGAGCUGAACUCGUUCGAGCAGCUUUGUAUCAACUACACCAACGAGAAGUUGCAGCAGCUGUUCAAUCACACCAUGUUCAUUCUUGAGCAGGAGGAGUAUCAGCGCGAAGGAAUCGAGUGGAAGUUCAUCGACUUUGGGCUCGAUCUACAGCCGACCAUUGACCUGAUUGACAAACCGGGCGGCAUCAUGGCUCUACUGGAUGAGGAGUGCUGGUUCCCGAAGGCGACUGACAAGUCGUUCGUGGAAAAGCUGGCUGCGGCCCACUCGAUGCAUCCGAAGUUCAUGAAGACGGACUUCCGCGGUGUGGCGGACUUCGCUGUUGUGCACUAUGCCGGUAAGGUGGACUAUUCGGCUACCAAGUGGCUGAUGAAGAACAUGGACCCACUGAACGAAAAUGUCGUGUCGCUGCUGCAAGCCUCGCAGGACCCGUUCGUCGUGCAGAUCUGGAAGGACGCCGAGAUUGUUGGCAUGGCGCAGCAGGCGCUCACCGACACUCAGUUUGGCGCUCGCACGCGUAAGGGCAUGUUCCGUACGGUUUCCCAUUUGUACAAGGAGCAGCUGGCCAAGCUGAUGGACACACUGCGCAACACCAAUCCGAACUUUGUGCGCUGUAUCAUCCCCAACCACGAAAAGCGCGCGGGCAAGAUCGAUGCGCCGCUCGUGCUCGAUCAGCUGCGUUGCAACGGUGUGCUGGAGGGUAUCCGUAUCUGCCGCCAGGGCUUCCCGAAUCGCAUCCCGUUCCAGGAGUUCCGUCAACGCUACGAGCUGCUCACGCCCAACGUCAUCCCGAAGGGCUUCAUGGAUGGCAAACGGGCUUGCGAACAGAUGAUCAAAUCGCUCGAGCUGGACUCGAACCUGUACCGUAUCGGUCAGUCGAAGAUCUUCUUCCGUGCGGGCGUACUGGCGCACUUGGAAGAAGAACGCGACUACAAGAUCACCGAUCUGAUCGUGAACUUCCAGGCGUACUGCCGUGGUUUCCUCGCCCGUCGCAACUACCAGAAGCGCCUACAGCAGCUCAACGCGAUUCGUAUCAUCCAGCGCAACUGUGCGGCCUAUCUAAAGCUGCGCAACUGGCAGUGGUGGCGUCUGUACACCAAGGUCAAGCCCCUGCUGGAAGUAACCAAGCAGGAGGAGAAGUUGGUGCAGAAGGAGGAUGAGCUGCGCCAGAUUCGCGACAAGCUCGACAAUCUCUCCAAAAGCUCGCAGGAGUAUGAAAAGAAGUUCCAGCAAGCGAUGGAAGAAAAAACGCACCUCGCAGAACAGCUGCAAGCCGAGAUCGAGUUGUGCGCCGAGGCGGAAGAGGGUCGUGCCCGGCUGGUCGCUCGCAAGCAGGAGCUAGAGGAGUUGAUGCAGGAUCUGGAGUCCCGCAUCGAGGAAGAGGAGGAGCGCGUAAACGCACUUACGGGUGAGAAGAAGAAAUUGCAGAUCAACAUACAGGACUUGGAGGAGCAGUUGGAGGAGGAGGAGGCAGCCCGGCAAAAGCUCCAACUCGAGAAGGUUCAGCUGGAUGCGAAGCUUAAGAAGAUGGAGGAAGAUGUGGCGUUGAUCGAGGACCAGAACCACAAGCUGGUGAAGGAAAAGAAGCUGCUGGAAGAGCGUGCAAACGAUCUAUCGCAAACGCUCGCCGAAGAGGAGGAGAAAGCGAAACAUCUGGCCAAGCUUAAGGUGAAGCACGAGUCGACGAUUGCCGAGCUGGAGGAACGCUUGCUAAAGGAUCACCAGCAGCGCCAGGAGUCGGAUCGUUCGAAGCGCAAGAUCGAAACCGAGGUAGCCGACCUGAAGGAGCAGAUCAAUGAACGGCGCGUGCAGAUAGAGGAGAUGCAACAGCAGCUGAUCAAACGCGAAGAGGAACUGGCUCAGACGCUUGUGCGCAUCGACGAGGAGUCGGCCGCGAAGGCCGCAGCGCAGAAGACACAGCGCGAGCUCGAGUCACAGUUGGCAGAGAUCCAGGAGGAUUUGGAGGCAGAAAAACUUGCCCGCUCGAAGGCCGAGAAGCAGAAGCGCGACCUUAAUGAAGAGCUGGAAGCUUUGAAAAACGAGCUCCUUGAUUCUUUGGACACGACCGCCGCCCAACAAGAACUUCGCUCCAAGCGUGAACAGGAGGUUGCGACAUUGAAGAAAACGCUGGAAGAUGAGUCCUCGAAUCACGAGGCAACUCUUAUGGACAUGCGCCACAAGCAUGCUCAGGAGAUCUCGUCCAUCAAUGAGCAGUUGGAGAAUUUGAAGAAGCUCAAGGGCGGCCUCGAGAAGAGCAAGCAAACGCUGGAGGCGGAAAAUGCCGAUCUUGCCACCGAGUUGCGUAACGUCAAUCAGUCGCGCCAGGAGAACGACCGCCGCCGCAAACAGGCCGAAACGCAGAUCGCUGAACUACAGGUAAAACUUGCCGAAGUCGAACGCGUUCGAGUUGAGCUGCAGGAUAAGGUUACCAAACUGCAACAGGAGACCGACAACAUCACGCAGCAGUUGGACGAAGCCGAGCUGAAAGCAUCAGCUGCGAUCAAGAGCGCCGGCAACUUGGAGAGUCAGCUAACUGAGGCACAACAGCUCCUCGAGGAGGAAACCCGCCAGAAGCUGGCCCUAAGUUCGAAGCUGCGCCAGAUCGAAUCCGAAAAGGAUGCACUCGCCGAACAGCUUGAGGAAGACGAAGAAGCGAAAAAGAGCUACGAAAAGAAGCUGGCCGAGCUGAACAUUACCAUACAAGAGAUGAAGAAACGUUCGGAGGAGGAGUCCGAUGUGGCGAAGGAGUUGGAGGAGUCGAAGAAAAAGAUGAACAAGGACAUCGAGACACUGCAGCGUCAAAUUCAGGAGCUUCAGGCGACCAACGAUCGGUUGGACAAGAGCAAAAAGAAGAUCCAGUCGGAAUUGGAGGAUGCCACGAUCGAGCUGGAGACGCAGCGCACCAAGGUGCUGGAGCUCGAGAAGAAGCAGAAGAAUUUCGACAAGGUGUUGGCCGAGGAGAAGGCCAUCAGCGAGCAGCACGCACAGGAGCGGGAUGCGGCAGAACGGGAAGCGCGCGAAAAGGAAACGAAGGUGCUUUCGCUGACUCGCGAGCUCGACGAGGCGUUUGAGAAAAUCGACGAGCUUGAAACGAAGCGCAAGGCACUGCAGAAUGAACUGGAUGAGCUUGCCAAUACACAGGGCACAGCGGACAAGAACGUGCACGAGCUGGAAAAGGCGAAGCGUUCCCUCGAAAGCCAGCUGGCUGAACUUAAAGCACAAAAUGAGGAACUGGAGGAUGAUCUUCAGCUGACGGAGGAUGCCAAGCUGCGCUUGGAAGUGAACAUGCAAGCCCUACGCGCACAAUUCGAGCGGGACAUUCAGGCAAAGGAGGAACAAUCGGAAGAGAAGCGUCGCGGACUGGUAAAAGCCCUGCGCGAUCUGGAAGCCGAGUUAGACGAGGAACGCAAGCAGCGCGCAGCGGCCGUUGCGGCUAAGAAGAAGCUCGAGGGUGAUCUGAAGGACAUGGAAGCAACGCUCGAGAUGAACAAUAAGGUGAAGGAGGACGCGCUGAAGCAAGCGAAGAAACUGCAAGCACAAAUCAAGGACGCGAUCCGGGACGCCGAGGAAGCUAAGGCAGCUAAGGAGGAGUUAGCGGCCGUUAGUAAGGAGGCAGAACGCAAAGCGAAGACGCUCGAGGCGGAGGUGAUGCAGCUAUCGGAGGACCUUUCGAGCUCGGAGCGGGCACGUCGGGCCGCGGAAACGGAGCGCGACGAGCUGCUGGAGGAGAUAAACUCCAACUCGAACAAGGGCUCGCUCAUGAUCGAUGAGAAGCGCCGACUGGAGGCGCGCAUUGCCGCCCUCGAGGAGGAGUUGGAAGAGGAGCAGUCCAACCUGGAGCUGAUGGUCGACCGUAACCGCAAGGCGCAGCUAACGAUCGAGCAACUGACGACGGAGCUGGCAACGGAAAAGUCGAACGCGCAGAAUUACGAAACCGUCAAGUCGGGCCUGGAGCGCCAGAACAAGGACCUGAAGGCGAAGCUGUCCGAGCUCGAGACGGCUCUGCGUACGAAGGUGAAGGCGGCAACGGCCGCAUCCGAGGCGAAGAUCAUCAACCUAGAGAAGCAGCUCGAAAACGAAACAAAGGAGCGACUAACGGUGCAAAAGUCCAACCGCAAGCUCGAAAAGCGUAUCAAGGAGCUGACGCUGAACAUCGAAGACGAGCGACGACAUGCCGAUCAGUAUAAGGAGCAGAUUGAAAAGGUUAACAAUCGCAUGAAGACUCUAAAGCGCAACCUCGAUGAAGCCGAAGAAGAAAUUCAGAAGGAGAAAACUUUGAAACGGAAGGCACAGCGCGAAUGCGAGGACAUGCUAGAAGGUCACGAGGCGCUGUCUCGCGAACUGAAUGCGCUCAAAUCAAAGCUUAGACGGGGUGGUGCAAUGGGCAGUCUGAGCUCGUCCCGAUUGACACCGAAGCGCGAGAACGACUCGAUGUCGGUGCAAGAUGAAUCGCUCGAUGGCGAGGAUAACAGCAACUGACGAACGACGUCUUCCAAUGGCAAGCAACAGCAGCAGCAGCAGAACCAACCGCAACAUCAACAUCAUUACCAUCAUUCCGGCAACCAUUAUUGAACGAAUCAUCCCGGAAGCAUCAUCACGUCCGGGGUGGACAAAGAGGAGGGACAGUGUUUUGUGAGGCGACACUGCGCGGCGCUUCGGGAGAGGACAUUGUUGUAUUGAUGAACGCUUUGGCACUAAUCUCUCGAUGAGCAGUACCGAAUUAAACAAGAGCUGAGCGAGGGUCUGGGGGGAGGGAAAAUGACGGAAUGGGUCCUUCAAAUUGUGAAUAGAUGAACGAAAAUGCCGACCACGAAGAGACAAAGGGAAUGUGCACUAUCUGUUUUUUUGUUUGCUACUAAUAUUAUCCACGACAAGCGCCCCGUCCGACUGUGCGUGUGUAUUAUAAUAUAUUUUCAUUAAAAAGAAUGUUGGCUGAGAACCUUAGUAUGACAGAACAUGAAUGAGAUACAAUGUUCUCACAUUGUUUUUUUCCGCGUUUGUUUGCGUAUGUUGAAUAUUGCUUCCGUUUCGUUUUCGUUUUUUUUAAAUAUGACUGCUGCAAAACAAAAAUUUAUUGUAUGGAAGGAAGAAAACGCAAGUCAAAUUUUACGCUUUAGCGAGUAUGCUAAAGUGGUAGUCGACAUUCCUGUUAAUUGUAAGCAAUCUUAAACACAAAAAGCACACGACAGCGUUACAUGGUAGACAACGAAAACAUGUUUCCAAAUUGAAAAGAACAUUAAAGGGCCUAAAGUAUUUUUUUAUUAAAUUAGUUAGUUCUUUGUAAAUGUUCUCUAUGCCUUUUGGGCAAGGUUUGUUCUCAAGAAACAACAUCCAAGCAGGCAGGUUCGACCGAACCGAUCGUUCCACUGCGGUACCCGACAUUUUGAUGGAUUUGUUUAUUGACCGUUUUUGUUUAUUUCUUUUUUUGACUAUUCAAGGAGAAGUAUUACUGUUUUUAAAGGCGUUCGACUAAGAAUGUUUUCUUGUAAAGAGUCAGGAAAGUUAUCGCCUUUGUUAAUGUCGUAUACCGUUCAUGUUUCUUUGGCUAUAAGAAAAAGUACCACAUCUGUGUAUUUGUGGUUUUGUUUUCUUGUCUACUGGAAGCAUUUACUUUGUGUUGACCGGCUAAGAUUUUCCCUCUGGAAAUGAGAUCACAGCCAGGAAAAUAGUAGCGCUAACAUGGGCAGUCAUGACGCAGCGUAAAGAAAGGACUAGAACAAGCUACGUCCACACAUGGGAAAUAAGAAUGAAUGGUGGAUCGAGGUGAAUGAUAUGAAUGUUGUGUACCGUUUUAGCAAAGUGCCAUGUUUUAAGAAACAAUCAAAUCUAGAUAGAAUGAACAGAAAAAAAACUGCAAAACCGCGACGUGUUAUGUUCCAUGUGACGCGAACGAAUGAUAGUGUGCACGGUCGGAAAAUGUUUCAUCAACGGCAAUAUACUACACGGUAGGCCUUCACGUAUCCACAGCACAGUAAAGUCAACGGCCCAAUAGGAGAAAGCCGUGAUGGUGAAUAUUGUUUUGUUUCUGUUUGAAUUUUCAUCUAUCGCAAAGAGAGACAGGCAUUGCUUGCAAGUGGUUUACCGGAUCCUGUGGUUGAAGUAGUUUGUGUUUCGUCGUUUUGAGUUUUAACCUCCACAUCCCAGCAGUACACAGAGCUCGAAUAAGGAGAGGGUCAAAGCUUAAGUAAGCAAAAAACGAAGAUCGUUUUGUUGAUGCAAGAAUAACGGUAUAGAAAAGAUGAUGAAAAAAGAUGAGGAUAUGUAGAGCACGCGAUGAUGAUGCAGGUGUUUUUUGGAUUUUUAAUUUUUUUAUUUUGGAUUAUUAUUUAAUGUUUUUAUUUCAAUCUAUUCUUCGUCCUUUAUUUAACUGUGUAUUAUUACUUUUAUUAUUAUGAUUAUCAUUACCAUUACUCUACGAAAACACACAAAAAACAAAAACGAACGCAGUAGUAGUAGCGCCAAGUAAAGCCUUGAAAAUGGAAUUCCCGCAACACGAGAGAAAGAGCCUGAGAACAGAAACAAAAAGUUACAGGAUUGUGAUUUGGUCUCUAUCGGAUGAAUCACGAUUUCCACGCCCCGUAUUGCACAUCUCUCUACUUUAAUUAAAAAUGAAGAAAAAUGGAUAAAAUACUGAAAGUACUCUGGGAUGCUUUUUAUAAAAAAAAAACUAAGAGACGAUCCUUUCUCUCCAAAACUCUCGCCCCUGUUACAUACAUUCAAUAAGCC
Molecule: messenger RNA, 8644 nt
Organism: Anopheles coustani
Lineage: Eukaryota; Metazoa; Arthropoda; Insecta; Diptera; Culicidae
Gene: zip
Product: myosin heavy chain, non-muscle
Exons: 14
Coding region: 479-6397 (1972 amino acids)
Cellular component (GO): myosin complex
Molecular function (GO): ATP binding; actin filament binding; cytoskeletal motor activity
Source: RefSeq, a predicted model, not a curated record